AUGGAAAUGAAUUUUGCACAAUGCUGGAAAGAAAGGUUUAAUUGAACUAAAAAGAACUGGGUAUCUUACAAAUUAAGUUGAACUUAAUAAACAUAAUAGACAUUUGAUUUUCAAGAAAAUCAAAAUUCUUUUAACGUAUUACCCUGACUAUAAAUAAGCCCAUAAACAAUUGUCUGAAAAUGCGGUAUAUCUAAAUGGGUGACGAUGGUACUCACUAUUUUUUCCCUGAAGAGGAGAUAUAUCUAAGUGGGUAACGAUUUUAUUCACUAUUUUUGCAACACAUGUCACUAAUUUAGCAAUUCUUUCUCUCUUUCAGAAAUUGGAGAGUUCUCUUUUCUGUGGCUUUCGGCUCCAAUUCCAAAUAUCAAACAAUCUUUCUGAAGAAUCAACACUUUUGUUCUUCUUAUCUCUACAUCCAUGGAAAUACAGCAGUAGGACAUACUGACUCUGUAUAGCCAUGGCAACAGUUAAAUACCACUCUGUCUGCUCCCCAUUUCAUGGACACCUUUUCCAAGAAAUAUUCAGAACCAGGAAGAGGAAUGGAGUCAUGAAAGUGAGCGUAAGGAGAGCAAAGUGGUCGGUGUCAAAUGCAAAGAAGGCAAAUCUUUCGGCCAGUAAGAGGGAGAGGAUAAAGCUUCCUAGUUAUGGUGAUGAAAUUUAUCAUAUCAGUGAGUUUUUUAGUCAUCCGUCUGGGGUUGAAGCAAUCUUGAACACAAGGGCCUUGCAGAGUUACCAGUCCCUUGAUUCCAAUUUGUACAGGUGUAUUCUGCCGCAGGUUCGACUUCUCAAUUUUGAAGUUGCACCAGUUUUGGACUUACAAGUAACUCCAACUAGUGAAGAUUGCAUAGUUGAGAUGUUAUCUUGCAAGUUUGAGGGUUCUGAUUUAGUGGAACGCCAGAAUGAGCACUUUUCAGCUUCUAUGAGGAACCAUAUAAGAUGGGAGACUAUUGAUUCUCAACCAUUUCUGGAUGUUGAUGUAAAACUAAAUCUUGUCCUUGAGAUUUACACCCAACCAUUUGCUUUGCUGCCCACAUCAGCUGUUGAGGUUCCCGGAAAUAUGUUGGAUCUUAAUACGAUUGACGCAGCGGAUGCUGAUAAAUGUGCGUUGUAACAUUGACAUUGAGUUUGGUGGCACCUAGAAUGAUGCAAGCCUUGGUGGACCAACUGGUGCCGUUGCUUGGACAACAAUUACUGCAAGACUAUGAGGAAUGGGUACAUCAACAGCGCAAACGCCUUCAAUGACACUUGACUUUUUUUUUAUUGUCUUGCAGUGUAAGUUCCAUAUAUUUCAUAAUGAUCUCAUGAAACACAUGAUGUUUUCCGUAUAUUUCAUAAUGAUCCCAUGAAAGACAUGCUUCCCACUUUAUAAUGUCCUAAGAUGAGAGACAAAACAUCAUGAGCAAUUGCAUGAUCGUCAUAACUCCUACGGAUGUGCGGUACAGCGUAUACAUGUACAUGCUGGAUCAAUCUACUUGCAACGGUGAAUAUCUUUGUUUUGCUUUUGGAUGUGGGAAAAGCUUUCUUAUCGUUGCAAUUAUGGAUGAAGCGGCAAAGGCCAAAUGCUAGGAUUGCGACGCGGUCCAUUCGUAGAAACUGAUCCUCAUUUGGAGGAUGUAAUUGAAGUGUGAUUUUAGCAGUGUGAUUAAUUACGACAUGUUGAUCACCUGUGUUUCUGUGUUUGCUGUUAGUAGUGUUCCAUUGCAUUCAUGGUAAAAUAUUGAGCACGGCCUAGGAACAUGUGUCAAUCACAGCGUUCUUUUUGCCCAAAAAAAUAUCUGUUUUUUCAUGUUUUCGCAACGUUUAACUUGGUCAUUUAAUGAUUUUAGAAUACUAUGGUUGGUGAUUUUGAUGUUUGCAGGUAAAAACUUCUUUCAGGUAGGUAGACAGGAAAGGGAAUUGCCGUCCAUGCCUAUGAUGUACGCGCCUCAUACAAUUCAAGUCUCAAUGGAUUGUUUACAGAUAUUCUGCAAGGCCAGUUUUUUUUUACAAGUUGUUAAAACCGGUCUUCAGUACAAUAUUUAUAGAUGAGGUCCGUAAAACUUGUUAAUAGCAACUCCAUAGGAUUGUUAGUACUGGGCAACAUAUUCAAUCAUAUCGGGUGUGGUUUUUCUGUUUUGUAGAAAGCAGUGCCUGUUACUCGCGAGAAGUAUGGUUAACCAUGCUGAUUGCGUGUUUACUAUAUUAUACCUUCAUCAAUAUAGAUGUGCUGCUAUGACAUUGCCCAUUUGAAGCAAGUGCUUCUAACAGCAGCGGACACAUUACAUU
Molecule: messenger RNA, 2265 nt
Organism: Sesamum indicum (sesame)
Lineage: Eukaryota; Viridiplantae; Streptophyta; Magnoliopsida; Lamiales; Pedaliaceae
Product: DUF1997 family protein, putative (DUF1997)
Source: RefSeq, a predicted model, not a curated record